AUGCCUGAAUACGAGCUCAGUUUCUCUCCUUCAUCUUCCAACGAUGCAGGGUGCUACAGACUCAUAGAGCUUACGCCUGAUCUCACCAAAUUGCUGGAAGACGCAAUCGCUAAUGAGAAAGAAGUGAAUUUCUCGAUCAAGGGCCACUCGAACGAAGAUGCCUUUCUCUGCACAGCAGACAAGACCUUCGCGAUGCGCUCCGUUGGCCUAUCCAACACCUUGCUCGUCGUUACACCCGUGCCAGACGAGCACGCCGCGGACUUCGCAGAGGACGCGGUCGUCAUCCGCGACCAGCUAAACGAGAUCAUCGAGCUCGUCCCUGCUGUGCCGAAACUGCACAAGCUGUCGGUGCUGAUCAAGGACCGGGAGUAUGAUGAAGGGCAGGAGGACCUGGAGGACGAUGAGAAUAGGACGCGACUCACGUACGAAGAUGCCCUCCUGCAAAUACAGGCGAGCCCCGGUGAGCUCGAUGCAGGGCUCAGAGAACGGCGGAUACUCGUGAUCAACAAUGAACUGCGACCCAUGACCCCAAUUUAUCUCACUCACCUACUCGAGCUUAUCCUCAACCUGCUCGUCUCCCUCUCGAUGAAGCACACCGCGGCCCCAGUCGAGCGCCUGCUCUCUGCUCUUGCCGACGAGCAUGAGGUCUCUCGCGCGGUGUCAAUCCAGGUUAUGUAUUGGUUUGGCCAGAUUAAGGAAGGAAAGUGGGCGAUGGACGUUCCGGCGAUCGUGAAAGAGUUGGGGUUGGGUAUCUUGAGGAAUCAUAGGCAUGAACCUAUCGAGAAGGAUGAGUUGUUGGCAAAGUGGAAAUCUCAAGUUGGAGACACCUUCGAAGAAACUGUUUCUUUGGAUCUUCUUUCCGGAAACUACAUAGAGGCAGAAUCUCUGGGUAGCGACGAAGUUGUCCUGAAAUAUUUCCCUUCAUCUGCUCUUCCCGUUGACCCUGCUGCCCGGUUUGCCGAUCUCUUCUUGACACGGACGAAGUGGAAAGGCGAAGAAAUCACCCCAUUCCUGUCCGACAUUGCUGUGAAUUCCAAGGAGCGCGACAAGCUUCUGCUUAAAUAUUGCAGAACGGUGACAGACGCGCAGGGGAUACGAUAUACUGCCAGAGCACAGUACAACGGUUGA
This is a messenger RNA of Cyclocybe aegerita, 1128 nucleotides long. NCBI's taxonomy places the organism in Eukaryota, Fungi, Basidiomycota, Agaricomycetes, Agaricales, Hemipholiotaceae. The record is from the annotation of a GenBank genome assembly.